AUGAAUCCGAACCCAGGAACCAUGUCGCCUGUCUCCGUGGACGGCAGUGACUGGUCCGGGAUCAACCAAUACCAGAAAUCCGAACCCCCGUUCUCUCCCACUUUUUCGAAUCGCGGAAAUCUAGCGACCCCUCCGACAUCAGGCGUUUCCAGCGGGCUGGCCCCCAAUGGCGCAGGCGCGCCAAAUGGGUCUGCAAGCGGUGUGAGCGACUCGGGGAAUCCGUCGCCUCCGAGUUCCGUAGCGGCGCGGUCGAGCAAUGGAACCCUGGCGGAGGAUCGCGGUAAACGCCAGAAGAAGAUGGAGGAGUUCCUAGGGCAACACUACGUCGCGCUGAGAAGAUUUCUCAAUGCGCCUUAUCGAGAUGACAGGGGGAACAACAAGUCGAAUAAGGCCCGAGAUAAACUGCUGCGGCUCUCGGCCACCCAGUUCCACGAGCUCAGUACCGAUGUCUACGAUGAACUGCUCCGUCGACAGCAGGCCAUGCCACCUUCUGGACGACCGGGUCCUCCACGUCCCGACGUGCCACCGUUCCUUCCCCCGCGGGAAGAUUUUCACGAGAAACGCAACCAAGCACGACAGAAACUCGCCUCUCUCCACCAUGGACGGUUCAGAGACUUGGCGACAGAUGUCUUCUGCGAGCUGGAACGACGGUUCCCCCAGUUCCCAGCGCGCGAAUCUCGCAGGGCGAGUCCUGCUCCAAGUCUACACGGGCGGCCGUCGAACGGCUAUCCCCCCAACGGGUACGGCCCCAAUGGGUACCCUCCACCGCCAGGCAGUCGGCGCUCCCAGUCUCGGGGUCCACCGGGCCGCACGGGCAUGGGAUAUCCGUCCGGUGGCCCGCCUGGCAGUCCCAUGGCUGGAUAUCCUCCCCGUCAAGGAUCCUUGGGUGGGGCAUCAUCAGUAAACGGCGACUCGGGCCCGCAAGCCAAAUCUUUCCAGAGUAAUACUAUUGUUCCCAACAAGAGCACAAUGGUGGAGGAUGAUGACGAUGCGGUCGGCACGGAGGACGAUUAUGAUGCCCGAAGCGAUGCGUUCGCUCUAGAUGGGGUUUUGCAAAGCAGAAGAGGUACUACGACAACAUUAGGCGAGGGAGAAAGGAAGCUUUUGGCAGAGACACAGUCCCAGGCAUCGGCAUUGCAGGAUCAUGUGAGCAAGUUAGAAGAGUUGCUCAAACAAAAAGAUCAAGAGCUCUCCAAGUAUCAGGCAGAGCAGGGAAAGGUGGACAAACUUGAGGAGCUAAUCAGGUCAAAAGAGAAGGAAAUCUCAAAGUAUCAAGAAGAGCAUGAGAAGUCGCAGGUAACAAGCGCGGAGAAAGAGGAGUGGGAAGCCCUCAGGAUGGAUCUUCAGAGUAAAAUCUCCCAGGCGGAGAAUCUGAACAGCUCUCUCCAGCUUGAGUUGGAGAAGGUACGAACGGAGCACGAUGCCACAGAACGAGAUCUUCGCAGCCAACUCAGCGAGGCAUCGCGACAAAGUGUUGGCGACGUGGAGCUCCAAGCCCGUUUUGCUGAAUUGGAGGUCAAGCACCAGAGUCUCCAGGCCGAGUUACAGGAACAACAGCAGGUGACAGAGGAGGUCAAGCGAGAAGCAUCCGCAUUUUUGAUGGAAAUGAAGGCCUUGACGGAGCAAAGCCAUUCUAAAUGGGAGCAUGAAGAGCGACUGUCAGGCGAGGUUCAACGGCUGGAGGAAGAAGUCAAACAAUGGAAGAGCCGGUAUGCCAAAGCUAAAACUCAGCUUCGACAUCUUCGGGCAGCUUCUGGUGACAUAUCAGAUUCGCAUCCCGGCCUUGGCAGAGUGGUGCCUGAGGAUGAAGAAUUCAUGCAGGAACGGGGGUUGGUCAGGGACAUACAUGUUACCAGGUUCCAGAUUUCCAUCGACGAGUUGCUCCGUACCGCACGAUCCGACGAGCAUCAACUUGUCAUGAACCAGAUCAACGGUGUCAUUCUCGCAGUCCGGCAGGUUCUUCGGGAUAUUGAGAUGACCCAAGACCCUGCAGAUGGACUAGCUGCUCUGCGGACUAAAGCCACACGCAGGGUGUCUGCGACGGCCAACAAUAUGAUCACUGCCGCUAAGAACUUCGUCCGAUCGAACGGCCUCUCACCCGUCUCGCUUCUGGAUGCUGCUGCCUCACACUUAUCAACUGCGGUCAUUGAGCUCGUCCGUCUCGUGAAAAUGCGCCCCACCCCGGCCGAGGAGCUCAACGACGAGGAUGAAGAGGAGCGAGAACAGUUUUCACAGAUGAAAUCUCCUGACUACUUUAGCGUUGCCCCCAGUCAUAGUCGGAUGAGCAAUAAUGGGUCCAUUUACAGCGUCAUGAGCCCUCCCUCAAAUCAUUCUCGAAAUGGAACAGCUUCCCAUUUUGAGACUGGAUUGUCCAACGGCAUUACACCAACUCCACAGCGGAAACCUGACGACCAUGAGCUUCAGGAAUUGAAGAUUUACGUCGAAGACCAAACAGACGGCCUCGUCCAGUCCAUCCAGGCCCUUGUCGCCAGCAUUCGAGCCGAAGACGGAAUGACAGCCAUUCGCACUCAUAUCUCCGCCAUCUCCUCCGUUGUUUCCAAUGUCACCUCAUCCACCGAACAUCUCAUCAACAAACCCAACAUGAGCUCGUCUCUGAGAGAGCGCUCUGGCCCCAUCCUUCAAUCGCUCGGCCACCACCGGGCCCGUCUCAUGGAGGCAGCGAACGAGGGCGACGAUGCCAUUGACAUCUCAGAGCUUCGACAAGUCACCAAGAAGUUCCCGCCCAUCGCAUUUGAGAUUGCGAGGGAAACAAAGGAGUUGGUCCACCGACUCGAUCUCACUGAUGACAAUGAUUCCGAAGAGGACGACUUCCGGUGA
Messenger RNA from Aspergillus clavatus NRRL 1, 2838 nucleotides. RefSeq names its product putative cell polarity protein. The record is from RefSeq and is a predicted model, not a curated record. The transcript has 3 exons. Gene Ontology annotation, cellular component: actomyosin contractile ring; cell cortex of growing cell tip. Lineage: Eukaryota; Fungi; Ascomycota; Eurotiomycetes; Eurotiales; Aspergillaceae. Gene Ontology annotation, molecular function: MAP kinase scaffold activity. The coding region runs from base 1 to 2838 and encodes 945 amino acids.